Messenger RNA from Arachis stenosperma, 1218 nucleotides. RefSeq lists its product as uncharacterized. NCBI's taxonomy places the organism in Eukaryota, Viridiplantae, Streptophyta, Magnoliopsida, Fabales, Fabaceae. The coding region runs from base 1 to 1218 and encodes 405 amino acids. The record is from RefSeq and is a predicted model, not a curated record. The transcript has a single exon.
AUGGCUAGUGAGGAGAGUUUCCUAGUUCUGGUACAUUACAGAGGGUCGAUUAAGAGAAAAACUCGGUCCGGCGUGAAGUUCACUGAUAAGGAUCCCCUAUGUAUUAUCGUGACGCCGACAACCACCUACGAUGCUCUUGUUAGCUCUGUGCUGGAGAAGCUUGGUCUUGAAGGAGUUAAAAGGGUCAAGAAGUUUUUCUACCGCAUUCCAACAGCGGUGCUCCAUGACACCGUGAAGUUUGAUUGUUUCACAAUCGGUAGUGACGAGGACUUGCAGGUUAUGUUUCUUUCUCGUAGGCAGUUUGAUGAUCCAGAUGACGAUGACGUGGAGCCGGAUAUGAUCGCUGAUGAAAGCGGCGAUGAUGUUGGAACUACUGUUCCGACAAGGGGUACAGGUGGAUCUAGUUUUGGCACACAGCAGUAUCCACCCCAUUUUUCCUCGUUGGACCUGGAUGCCAUGCGGCAGGACGAAAAUGCUCUGCAGCCCUCAGGAUUUGGCGCUAGAGAGACCGAGGGGUCUGCCGGUAUGAACGAGUUCCAAGUUGGCCAACAAUUUCAGGAUAAAGAUGAGGCGCUGUUGAGUGUGAAGACGUACAGUAUCCGCCGAGGGGUCCAGUACAAGGUCGUUAAGUCUGACUACCGCAGGUAUGUGGGAAAGUGUUCUGAGUUUGGGAAUGGGUGCACAUGGCUAAUUCGGUUGAGUCUCCGACAGCGGAAGGGUAUCUGGGAAGUGAAGCGAUACAACGGACCGCAUACAUGUCUUGCCAGCUCCAUCUCCAGCGAUCAUAGGAGUCUGGACUACCAUGUCAUAUCCACCUUCAUUAUGCCGAUGGUUAGGGCUGAUGCAGCUGUGAACAUCAAGGUGCUUCAAAAUGCCACGGCCGCACACUUUGGGUUCAGGCCUACGUACAGGAGGAUAUGGAUGGCGAAGCAGAAGGCCGUUGCCGUCAUAUAUGGGGACUGGGACGAGUCGUACAAUGAGCUCCCUCGGUGGGUUCUAGGAGUUCAGCUGACGAUGCCUGGCACUGUAGCCGUCCUCAGGACUUGCCCUGUUCGGGUUGGGGGACAGGUCGACGAGUCUCAGGUUUAUUUUCAUAGGCUGUUCUGGACUUUCCCCCCUUGUAUCCAGGCAUUCCGUCAUUGCAAGCCUUUGGUGAGUAUUGAUGGCACCCAUCUAUAUGGGAAGUAUGGGGGAACACUGCUAGUCGCCAAAACCUAG